Messenger RNA from Pelagomonas calceolata, 1432 nucleotides. Lineage: Eukaryota; Pelagophyceae; Pelagomonadales; Pelagomonadaceae. The record is from the annotation of a GenBank genome assembly.
UUUCGGCCGCGAGCUUUGGGAGGCUAUAGCCAGCCUACUGCUGGGAGUUACUACUGGACAGCGUUCGCCUGCGUCGCCCACGACCGCGAGAGCAGCGCUUCCACGCGUAACGCGCCGCCAAUCCGCUCCAGCCUCGGAGAGCCCACAGCCUCUCCCAACCAUGACCGCCGUCGCGGCGAGCAACAACAGCGAAGAAUUAAUACUAGAGCUCUUCGACGUCUUAGAAAGGUGCCCGGCCUCGGCAAGGGACGCCGCGACGGACGCGGCCCUCGAGGCCAUUUCCAAAAGGGGAACCCCCGAGGAGCCCGAAGAGCCAGUACCGGAAGCGAUUAAAUCCGAACCGUCCUUCAUGCAGCCCAAGUCGGCCUACGACCGCUAUCGGGACGCCCAGCGCGACCGGUUGGCGCGGCAACAUCCUGAGUUGGAACCGAUGCAACUCAACGAGAAGAUGCGGCUGACCUGGGCGGAGCUGGGCGAGGCAGCUAGAGCGCCCUACGUGCAACAGGCCCACGCCGAGCGCGACGCCUGGCAGGAGGCGCAGGGCGUCCAACCGGAGCCCUGGGAUUCGGAUCGACCGCGAAAGCCUCCUUCCGUUUUUGAUUUAUGGUCCCGCGCGACGAAGCCUCGGGAAACGAUAGGUGCGCAGAAGAGCGAGGCCCAGGUCCGUAAACAGAUUAGCGAGCUGUAUAAAGCUUUGACACCAGAACAGAGGCAACCGUACCAAGCCGAAUAUGAUAGAACGAUGCCCAAAUUCCUCGAGGACGAAAAGGCCUGGGCCGCGAAGUGGAACCUCGUCAAGACCUGCAAGGGCUUCGUUCCUUCCACUCAUCCUGCGGCCAUCAACAAGGCGAAGAGAUUGUCAGGUGACGUGUCGACGAGUGGCGACACGCCGCCCCUACCGACAAGUUACCCCAAGGCCCUAGACAUGUGGUCCCGCGACCUCAAGGAGACUUAUAGAACGAAAUUCCCCUCAUUAAAUCCUCCGGACCUGCUGAAGAAGAUGAAGGCCGACUGGGCGGCGAUGACUGACGAAGACCCCGUAAAAUCGGACUACAAGCGUCGAAGCGCGAAGCUCAAGGAGGAGUACGCUUCGAGGUAUAGCGAGUGGCAGGAGAAGCAGUGCGAGGACGGCCCGCGGAAGAAGCGGCGGGCCGCGGUGAACGCGGACCUGAGCGGCGACAGUCGAGUGACGGAGGAGGGGUCAGGCCUGGCGAACGCCGCGCACUUUUCCGACGCGCAGAAGGCGGUCCUGGAGAGUCAACGGGCGCUCUGGGAACGGGAGCCGACGCAUGAAGACGCGCUGGAUCUGUCGUCGCGCGCGCACGAGGCGCUCGCGCGGCGCUUCGCUUCUGAAAUUUCGGAAGAGCCGCCGACGGAUUUACUCAAGCACUACUACUCGAUGAUCGCGAACUGGCUGAAGAGGAGGUCCUGA